AUGGGUGAAAAUGAUACGAUAAAUAAAAUCACUGGUGAUAUUCAACUACUUGCGCUCGACUUUGAUACCAGACAAGAUGGAUGUCCGGCGAAUAAUAAGGAAGAGGAGUCCACCGACCCAGAAGCAGGCGACGGACUAGAAAGCAGUAGCGGCUCAUCGACGCUUCGAAGGUAG
Messenger RNA from Sclerotinia sclerotiorum 1980 UF-70, 174 nucleotides. RefSeq lists its product with no specific name. The transcript has 3 exons. Lineage: Eukaryota; Fungi; Ascomycota; Leotiomycetes; Helotiales; Sclerotiniaceae. The record is from RefSeq and is a predicted model, not a curated record. Bases 1 to 174 code for a protein of 57 amino acids.